This is a messenger RNA of Rubroshorea leprosula, 3374 nucleotides long. NCBI's taxonomy places the organism in Eukaryota, Viridiplantae, Streptophyta, Magnoliopsida, Malvales, Dipterocarpaceae. The record is from the annotation of a GenBank genome assembly.
GGAGAAAUUAAUACACAUGGUAAUGCAAAGAGAAGCGCUAUUUAGAUAGUCAUGUCUUAUCAAGAGAAAUUAAUUAGCAUGUUGCCCUGAAAACAAGAACAAUGGAUUGGGGACCAAGGCCAUUUCGAGUUAUGGAUGCUUGGCAACUUCAUCCAAAUUUUAAGAAGGUUAUCGAGGAGAAGUGGAGAGCAAUGGAAGUCGAUGGAUUUGCAGGGUAUAAGUGUAAACAGAAAUUAAAGAAGCUGAAAGAGUUUUUGAAGGGUUGGAACCGAGAUGUAUUUGGGGAUAUGGAAGCUCAAUACGAACAGGCGGUUAAAAAGGUUGAGCAUGUUGAUCUGAAAAAUGAAGAUUUUGAUUUGGAGGAUUUUGAGAUUCUUCAAAGACACGAAGGAUUUCAGAAUAUGUGGGAUAUUUUGAGGAAGAGAGAAGUGAUAUGGAAACAGAAGUCAAGAAGUAAUUGGGUACGUGAGGGAGAUGCAAACACGCGAUUCUUUCAUAGAAUAGCAAACAGUAGAAAGGCCCAAAAUCAUAUCACAGGUUUAUGGUGUGAUGGUUGUUGGGUGGAAGAACCAACACAAGUUAAGAAGGAGGUGGUUAAUUAUUUUAGCAAGCUUUUUCAAGGAGAUACGUGGAAUAGACCAAAGCCAUAUGGGGUUAGCUUCAAGCAGAUUUCUACAGAGGACAAACAGUGGCUUGAACGACCAUUCUCCAUUGAGGAAAUUGAAGAAGGAUUGCGAAGUUGUGAAGGUUCUAAAGCUUCGGGCCCAGACGGGUAUAAUUUUUCUUUCCUUAAGUUUGCAUGGAAUAGUUUAAAGGAGGAUUUUAUGAGCUUUUUUGAAGAGUUUCAUCGGAAUGGUAGAUUGGUUAGUGGGUUGAACUCAUCAUUUAUAAUUUUAAUUCCUAAAAAGCUUAAUGUUGGGAAUUUAAAGGAUUAUAGACCCAUUAGUUUGAUCGGGUGUGUGUAUAAGCUAUUAUCAAAGGUGUUGGCUAAUAGACUUAAAGCUGUAUUGCCGGGGAUUAUCAGUGAAACUCAAUUAGCUUUCUUGGGAGGACGUCAAUUAGUUGAUGGAGUGCUGGUGUUGAACGAGAUGGUGGAGGAAGUUAAGAGAAGGAAACAGUCGGCGUUUAUCUUUAAGGCUGAUUUUGCAAAGGCAUAUGAUUGUGUGGAUUGGACAUUCUUGGAAUGGAUGAUGGAUAGAUUGGGCUUUGGAAUCAAGUGGAGAGGUUGGAUCAUGGAGUGCUUGUCGACUACUAGAAUGUCAGUUUUAAUUAAUGGCAGCCCAACAGAGGAGUUCAAAGCUAGAAAAGGACUACAACAAGGUGACCCGCUAUCUCCUUUUUUAUUCUUGAUGAUUGGAGAGGGAUUAAAUGGAUUAGUUCAAAAAGUAGUAUCGGAGGGUUUGUUGAGAGGUAUAGAGGUUGGCAAGAGGGGAUUAGUUAUUUCCUUACUUCAAUUCGCUGAUGACACAAUCAUUAUGGGAAAGGCUGACACAGAGAAUAUUUUUAUGGUCAAAACAAUUCUGCGAUGGUUCGAAUUGAUGUCGGGUCUGCAAAUUAAUUUUAGUAAGAGUAACAUUUAUGGGUAUAAUUUGCCAGUGAGAUGGGUAGAAGGAUCAGCCAGCAUGAUGCGUUGUGGUGUUGGGAAAUCACAUUUUAGUUAUUUGGGAAUGCCUGUCGAUGGAAAUCCUGGGAAUAAGAAGUUAUGGGAGCCGCUAGUAAACAAAUUUCGAGCCAAACUUGCUAUCUGGAAAGCUACUUCGCUAUCCUUUGGUGGCCGCCUCACUCUGCUCAACUCGGUACUUUCUGCUUUACCCACUUUUUAUAUGUCAUUGUUCUUAAUUCCAAAUUCUGUGAUGACUGAAUUGAUUAGUAUACAGAGAAAAUUUUUAUGGGGAGGGGUAGAGGGUCAGAGGAAGAUCUCAUGGGUGAAAUGGGAUAAGGUAUGUGGGAGUAAGAUAAAAGGGGGACUAGGGGUAAUGGACCUGCGUAGGAAGAAUUGGGCUUUACUAGGGAAGUGGUGGCAUAGAUUUGGAGAGGAUGUAGAAAGCUUAUGGAAACGGAUAGUAUCGGAGAAAUAUUAUGGGGGCAAGAGGGAGGAGGUGGACAUUUCAACAGUUGGGAAUUGGAGGACAUCUAGAAUUUGGAGAGAUAUUAUUAGUGUAGGGGGUCGUUCUAGGAGGCUUAAAAAUAUGUUGGUGGAGGGAUUUAGGUGGGAAGUGGGGGAAGGGAAACGGGUAGGCUUUUGGAGAGAAUUGUGGGUUGGGAAUAAAAAUUUAAGGGAUUUAUGCCCAAGGUUGUAUGAGUUAUCUAAGAAUAAGUUGGGUAAUAUUAGUGAUAUGGGGGUAUGGGAGGGGGAAAAUGGAGUUGGAAAAUGGAAUGGAAGAGAGGGAGAAUAGGACGAGAGAAGGAUGAGGAGGAGGUGUUGUGGGAGGUGUUGGAGAAUUUUCAAUUAAAGAAGGGUGUGAACGAUAUUAGGAGGUGGAUACAUGAUUCAGAGGGAAAAUACAUGGUGAAGAAAGCUUAUGAAUUUUUAGCUCCUACAGAGAGUAUCUUAGAGGACUAGUGGAGCAAGCUAAUUUGGUGUAGAUUGGUACCAUCCAAAGUUUCUUUCUUUCGGUGGAGAUUAUGCCUAGAUAGGUUACCAACUAAGUGGAAUAUUAUGAAAAGAGGUGUCUCUCUGCAGGAGGAGGAGUUAAGUGUGGGUUGUGUUGUGACAUGGUUGAAGAAGCCAAUCAUUUAUUUUGUAUGUGUAAAGAAGCCUGGAUUAUUUGGGUAGAGGUACUACAAUGGUGGGGCAUGGAGACUGUUAUACCUAAUUAUGUAUUAGGAGUGGCAGACAUUUUUGUACAAGAUGUGGGUAGGAUAAUAGGGAAGGAAAUGGGGGCUUGCAUCUUUCUUGUUGUCUCAUGGUAUUUAUGGUAUUGGAGAAAUGGUAAGGUGUUUAAUAAUGGAGAUAACAUUAGAGGAAGAUUAUUUGAAAUGAUUCAAGCCAAGUCAUCCUUCUGGAUCAAAAACAAGGUGAAAGGAUGUGUCUUUUCUUUUCAUGAAUGGAAAGUAAAUCCAGUUGAGUGUGCUCUAUCAAUGAGAAGGCAUAAACGGGAGCUGAAGCUGUUUCAUAAACAGCAAAAAGGUUCGACGAUAGAGUAAGAUUGGACGGGUGCGAGAUACUCCAUUGUGGUGCAGCAAUCUAGAAAGUCAUUAUCUUCAUGAAAUUGUUUGUCUGUCUUCUCUUUGUUUAAAUUGAUUAUUUAGAAUUUAUUCUGCAAAAUGUUUUGUGAAGCUUCAGUUGGUGUGGUCUUUGUAUUAUUCUUGAUGAUACUAUAUUUGUAAUGGGUAGGAGUACCUCUUAUACUCUAUAAAAUAAAUUUACCUUU